This is a messenger RNA of Tremella mesenterica DSM 1558, 1512 nucleotides long. RefSeq lists its product as uncharacterized. The annotation marks the transcript as partial. Gene Ontology annotation, cellular component: membrane. Gene Ontology annotation, biological process: transmembrane transport; carbohydrate transport. Lineage: Eukaryota; Fungi; Basidiomycota; Tremellomycetes; Tremellales; Tremellaceae. The transcript has 9 exons. The record is from RefSeq and is a predicted model, not a curated record. Gene Ontology annotation, molecular function: carbohydrate:proton symporter activity.
GACAACACCGCUAGUUCUUGGUGGCGAGACCCGGGUCUCAGACGUUGCAUGUUUAACAUCUUUUGUCUUUACGGAUCAGUGUUUGCUUAUGGGUACGAUGGUGCUUUGAUAUCCAGUAUACAAGCUCAGCCGUCAUGGGUGCUCAAAUUCAACAACCCUACUGGGAUUACUCUCGGUAACUUAUCGUCUUCGUAUCUAUACCGUGCGUUUCUCAUAUUCCCCUUCUUGGGUUCAUUCCUCGCCGAUAGGUAUGGUCGUAAGCCGGUCAUGUUCAUUGCCUCCGUCCUUGGAAUUGUGGGACCUAUCAUCUCUUGUUUCGGCGAUAGCGUUGGUAGUUUCAUCGCUGGUCGUAUCAUCACAGGUAUCUCAGCCGCCUUUUAUAUGACCGUUGCGCCUGCGCUCGUCGCAGAAGUGGCCCAUCCUCGUUUCCGUCACUCUGCUCAAGGGAGUUACUACUCGAUGUAUUUCAUCGGUUCAUUCGUCUGCGGUUGGGCAGGUUACGGAUGCGUCAGUUGGAAUAGCAACUGGUCUUGGCGUGUUUUGACUCUCCUUCAAUUCCUCGGUUGUUUCCCUCUCCUUAUCUCUACUCUCACCACUUGGCAAGUCGAAUCUCCUCGUUGGUUGGUCAAGAAAGGUCGUCGAGAACAUGCUCUCAAGGCUUUGGCCGAUCUGCACGCCAACGGAGAUCAGAAUGACGAACUCGUGCUCAACGAAUUGAACGAAAUUGUCGCCGCUGUGGAAUUGGAAGAAUCCGUCAUCCCUGCCGGAUUCAUGGACUUUUUCAAAACUCCCGGAAAUAGAAAACGUUUGGCUAGUGUUGUAUGGUUCGCUUGGGCUCUUUCGAUGAGUGGAAACAAUCUGCUAGCUUAUUACACCCCGGUCAUCCUCGUCAGUAUCGGUUUCACUAGCAGUCUCAAGAUUCAAGCUAUUCUCGCUGGUAAUUCAGCCUGGGGUCUACUAUGUGCUUUGACCGGUGCACAACUGUUGGAGAGACUGGGUAGACGAACACUACUACUCUGGGGAUCCGUAGCGACGAUUGUCAGUUUUGCCAUCUUCACAGGUACGACCGCUGGUUUCGUCGUUAGCGGUAAUUUAGGUGCUGCCAAUGGAGCUCUAGCUUUCUUAUUCAUUUUCGCCGGUUGUUUCAUCAUCUGGGGUUUUCCUCUUCCUUACACUUAUGUUCCGGAAAUCUUACCUUAUCAACUUCGUGUCAAAGGAAUGGCAAUUUAUGGUAUCACGACCAACGCCGGGGCUUUGUAUAACUCUCUAGUCAACCCUGUUGCACUCGAAGCUAUCGGUUGGAGGUACUAUUGCAUGUUUGCUGGCUUGCUCGUCAUACAAACCGUCAUUGCCUACUUUUUGAUCAUGGAGACGAAGGGUCUCACCCUCGAAGACAUUGCUGUUUUGUUCGAUGGAGCGGACGCUCAUAUCGCUCCUGCUCUUCAGGACAAAUCUUCCGUACACGGGGAAGAGAAAUUGGAGGAGGCGAGGUACGAAGCUGAGCACGUUUAA